Achroia grisella is the source of this 2475-nucleotide messenger RNA. RefSeq names its product synaptogenesis protein syg-2-like. Gene Ontology annotation, molecular function: protein binding. Bases 1 to 2475 code for a protein of 824 amino acids. NCBI's taxonomy places the organism in Eukaryota, Metazoa, Arthropoda, Insecta, Lepidoptera, Pyralidae. The record is from RefSeq and is a predicted model, not a curated record. The transcript has 16 exons.
AUGGAGUGUUCGCGGGCCAGUCCGACGCGGGUGCUCUCACUUUGGACACUUUUGCUUGGCAGCAUUAAUAUUGCAGGACUCCGGCCGGGCUCGAGUGUCAGGGCAGAAUCUCUAGACGCGAUAAAAGUGUCGGCGGUGUCUGGCGGCGACGCGGUCCUUCCAUGUGACACUCGGUCGCCGCAGCCUCCCGACGCUCUAUUAUUGGUCGUCUGGUACAAAAAUGAUGUGCCUAUAUACAGUUAUGAUGGGCGAGUCAAAGGCCCAUCAGCGCACUGGGCAGACGACGUUCUCGCCGGUCGUGCGAGAUGGAACCCUUCGAACUCACAUUCAUCAUCAUCAUCACUACGCAUCCGCGAUGUCCUCGCGACAGAUAGAGCUCUGUAUCGAUGCAGGGUUGACUUCAAAGUAUCUCCAACGAGAAAUCACAAGAUUGUACUCGACGUUAUAGAACUACCAGAAAAGCCCAAAAUAUUCGACGAGCUAGACAAAGAAGUGGUGGGCGUAGCUGGACCCUACAUAGAAGACACGAGUUUGAAACUUACCUGUGUUGUAAGUGGAGGUAAACCAAUGCCUAGACUACGCUGGUGGCGAGAUGACAAAGUUAUCGCUACUCUAGAGCCCAUCGAUGAUGGCUCAAGACUUAGUCUCUUGGAGCUGAGGAUACCGAAGCUUACGAGAGAAUAUUAUGAAGCAGUAUACACGUGUACUGCAGACAACACGAUGCAGGUCCCACCAUUAAGGGUCAAUGUACAGAUACAAUUGUACUUACGGCCAUUACUAGUGGAGAUACUAGCGAGAGAGCAACCUAUAUCAGUAGGUGUUGAGGCUGAACUCGCUUGCAGGGCGGUGGGAGCUCGGCCGCCUGCCAUUAUUACCUGGUUAUUAGAUGAUAAACAAAUGAUAGCUACUGGAGUUCAAAAGAAUUCUGAAGACAAGAACGAAACUGUGUCAUUUCUAAGAUGGACGCCGAGGAUGGAGCACGAUGGACGAGUGAUUACAUGUCGAGCAUCGCAUAUGAAGCUGGAGCACACUACCUUAGAAACAACUAUGACUCUAAAUUUGCACUAUGUGCCAAUAGUAGUUCUGCAGCUGGGCUCCAAACUAAACCCUAAUGAUAUCGAAGAAGGGGAUGACGUGUACUUCGAAUGUGUAGUUCGAGCCAACCCUCCCGCUUAUAAAGUAGUUUGGGAGCAUAAUGGACAAUUAAUGACGCACAAUCAAAGGGCUGGUGUAAUUGCCGGCUCUGCACAUUUAGCAUUGCAAGGUGUGUCGAGAGAGCAAGCGGGGAAGUAUGCAUGCACUGCAUCCAAUGUGGAGGGCGAUGGCAGAUCGCAGUCUGUGAUUUUACAAGUCAUUUAUAAACCAGUGUGCACGAACACAAUGACUGCAAUUGUUGGCGCCGCAUUCAAUGAAGCAGCUAAAGUGACAUGCGAAGUCGACGCUUUCCCUCCACCAAAGAAUUUUCAAUGGACAUUGAACAAUUCAUUGGGAACUGUGGAAUUGGAACCGGGCAAGUUCACAAUCGACAGCGCAGGACGGUCCAUCCUUACUUAUAUUCCAACAACAGAAGCUGACUAUGGUUCCCUAGCUUGUAGAGCUACGAACCUUGCUGGACAACAAAUAAAUCCGUGCCGGUAUACUCUACUACCAGCUGUAAGACCAGAUCCACCAUUCAAUUGUACUGCGCAAAACUUAACUGAUGAUUCAGCAGAAUUAAGAUGUCUACCAGGUUACGAUGGCGGAUUGCACACAAUAUACUUCGUAGAAGCAUGGGAAGCGGGCACUCUUAUAGCGAAUGCUUCUACACCAACGCCAAUAUGGAAGCUCCGUGGAUUAGGCUCUGGGAAAGCAUUGAAAUUAAUAUUCUACGCUCAUAAUGCAAGAGGAAGAUCAGAAGUUACCACAUUGAGGGUGCAUACGUUAUCCAGAUUAGCGUUGCAUACGGAAGCGAAGACAAUCAACAGUGGGAGUAUGGAUGCUAGUUGGGCAUUAGGCAUCGUAGCUGGUACUGGAGGUACCUUAGCCGCGGUAGCUGUGAUUGCUCUAUUAGCUAGAAGACGGCAUCACAGACCUUUACAAUAUGAAGCUCCAAUACAAACUGUGAAGGCUUACAAAGGAACGAUACAAAGCAACAACCACUCUCCAAUGCAGCCUGAUGACAAGAAUCCCGAUGUUGUACCACUUGGCAAAGAUUAUAACUGCACACGUGACUUGGAACGGCCUCCCGAGCCGCCACCUUACGGGGGUGUGGUGUCGCCCCCCGUGGGGUCAUCUAGAAGCACGCAUAGUUUGCAACAACAUGAAGUGAGGUCAAACACACCCCACACCCCGAAUACACCAGCGUCUGAUGCUCAGAGCAUUGGGACACUGGCGGAGGAUAGGCGAAGCGUGACGAGCGGUACGCUGUCGAGGCGAAGGGAGGUGGUCACCACACGGACGCCGUUGUUAGCGAAUGCAAGAGAAAGCUGCGUUUAG